AUGGCUAAAAAGAAGAAGGGCGGCAAGAAGCGCGGCGGCGGCGACGCGGGCAGCGCGACUGCUGCGGACACGGGCGGCGACGCGGGCAGCACUGCCGCUGAGGACACGGGUAUGUCCGAAUUCUUCGAGGACCAUCCCCUAAAACCGGGGCAGCAAUAUCUGCCGAAGGACAGAGACCCUGCAAAGCGCGCCAGGCGGGCAGAGCUCGUCCUCUACGCCGAGCGCGAGCUCGAGGCGCUGCGCGCGCGCCAGGGCGGCCGCCUGACGGCGGAGCAGCGCACGGACAAGUGGCAGCUCGACUUCCGGCUCAAGUGCUUCCGGGAGAAGAUGAAGGUCGACGACGCACCGACCGACGUGCCCCAGUUCGCCAUCGCGCCGGCGCUCUGCGACGAGAUGGUCGCGUCGCUCCACGCGCAGCUCUUCGACGGCGACCACGUCUACCUCGUGAACGGCCGCUCGAAGACCUUUGAGACGCUCGCCGAGCUCGAGCGCUGCAAGGUGCGCGCGAAUCUGAGCUUCGGCGCCGGGGACUGGGCCGGCGCCGUCGACGGCUACUCGGCCGUGCUCGCCGUCCUCGGCCGCGCGGGGCGCCGCGAGGAGCGCGCGCCCGCGGACGAGCCCUUUUACGGGCCGACGCUCGCGACGACCUACGCGAACCGCGCGGCCGCGCUGCUGCGCGUCGCGGACCACGCGUCGGCGGUGCGGGACUGCCUCGACGCGCUGCGGCUGCCCGCGCUCCACGACGCGCCGGCGGUCAAGGCCAAGGUGCUGCGGCGCCUCGAGGCCUCCCAGAAACCGCCGUCGGAGGCGGCCCUGGCGGCCGCGCGCGAGCGGAAGCGCGCGGCGAAGCCCCGGCCCGCGCCGGACGCGGCGGAGGUCGACCUGCUCGUGCAGGCGUCGCGCGAGCACCCCGCCGCGAAGCCGCUCGCGCGCGAGACCGCCGAGCGGCUCGUGGCGCUCUGCGGCGGCUUCCCCGGCGCCAUGACGGUGAUGAGUCUCUACGCCGCCGACAACCCCUACGCGGAGAAGCGCGCGCUCGCGCGCAACGUGCUCGGGCACGGGUCCGCGGUCGUCGACGAGGCGGACCUCGACGAGCUCGAGGGCUUCUUCGACGGCGCGGCGGAGCGGCGCCUCGCGCGCGAGGCGGAGAAGCGCGAAAACGCCGCGAAGAGGGACGAGGCCCUCGCCGCCGAGAUGGCGUUGGCGCUGGACUGCGCGGAGGUCUUCUGGAGGAAAUUGGGCGAGGCCAACGAGGGCGCGGACUGCGGCGACCCGGAGACCUCCGAGCGCGCGCGCCACGCGGCGCGGCUCGUGGCGGGCGCCGUCGAGCCGCCGGCGGGCGUCGAGCCGCCGCUCGUCGGCGCGCCGGCGCCCGCGGAGCGCGCGCCGCCGACGCCGCCGUCGCUCGAGACGCUCGCCGCGGACCGCCUCGCGGCCGCCGGCGUCGACCGGGGCGCGCUGCGGGCCGCGGGCGUGCCCGACGCGGCGACGGCGGCGACGCCGAAGGCGGCCGCGCCGGAGAGCCGGCAAGCGAAGCUCGCGACGAGCGCCGCCAUGUACGCCGAGAAGGAGGCCGCCGAGCGGGGCAAGGCCGCGCUCGCGGCGGCCGUGCCCGACGACGACGUCCGCCCGAACACUUUGAACGAGUCCGCGGACUUCCGGCGCGAGGCGCUCGCGCGGAAGCGCCAGGAGGCCUUCCUGGCGUCGUCGGCGCACUGCGGCCAGGUCGUCGACGACCUCUGGCACGUGUCCCUCGUCGCCGGCGCGGGCUCGUCCGCGGCGCUCCACCCGGCCGCGGCGAGGAUGCUCCCGAUGUCGCGCGCGGCCGAGUUCCGGCCGCCGCGCUACGAGGUCUGCGCGGCGCCCGUGCCGCGGCCGGCGCCGCGCGACGUCCGCGGGUCCGUCUUCGGCGCCCGCCCCGCGGCCGACCGCGUCGACCUGCCGCCGCCGCUCGCGUCGCGCCACUUCGACGACGACCACGCGUCCGACGCGCGCGACGUCGCGCUCCGCCUGGUCCUCCUCGAGGCCGCGCGCCUCCGCGGCGGCGUGCCGAAGACGCUCGUCUUCGGCCCCUGCGGCGCCCUCGAGCUCUCCGGCGUCGUCCGGCUCCGCUCGCGCUUCGUCGACGACUUCGUCCGCGGCGUCCUCCGCGUCGGCGCGUUCCGCCUCGAGGGCUGGAUCGAGGGCAGCAUGGGCGGGCCGACGCUCAACUGGGGCACCUUCGACGAUGCGGCCCACGACCGCGCGGCCGAGCGGCGGCGGCGCGAGGCGCGGGGCGACGGCGGGGAAGCGGAGGCCGCGUUCGUGUGCCAGCUGAACCAAAAGCCGUAG
Aureococcus anophagefferens is the source of this 2331-nucleotide messenger RNA. RefSeq lists its product as hypothetical. The record is from RefSeq and is a predicted model, not a curated record. The transcript has 3 exons. Gene Ontology annotation, molecular function: protein binding. The coding region runs from base 1 to 2331 and encodes 776 amino acids. Lineage: Eukaryota; Pelagophyceae; Pelagomonadales; Pelagomonadaceae.